AUGGGCUAUGGCCAGGACGUUUACGCCUACUUCUUUGGUGGCACCGAGAAGGGGGCGAUCUACGCUGGACUCGCCACUCUGCUGGUGCUGUGCCUGUACUUGCUGGACUUCUUCUGGCCACCUCACCUCGAAGGCCAGUACUUCGUGCUUUGCGACAAGGACUUCUUUGCAGGAAGGGCCAUCCUGGCUGUAGCGGGCCUACUGUUGUUUGCAGCGGCGCUGAAUCUGGCCGAGACCUACCCGUCGGUCCCAAUCCAGUGCACUGUCUUGUUGGGCCCGCUUUUGACGACUGUGGUGCGUGCCCUGACGCGGCCCUUGCCAGUGGAGGCGGAGGAAGUGGGGAACAUGCAAACCACCCGUAUGAUGAAGAUGCAGCGCUAUGUUGGCUCGGAGAGAGAUGCUACGGCCUUCUACGCUGGCAGCAUGACGGCCUCCUUUCUGCUUGGGGUUCUGACGUUGGCCAUGUGGCUGGUGUGGGCACUCAGCGAGAACAUCGACUUCAGCGACGUCACUUUCGGCGACACCCAGUCGGAGCUCACGUACAUCCGCUGGGUUUCGCCAGUUGCAGUUGGCUUGGCGUACCUGAUGUUUGGUUUGAUCGUCUCCCUGCGUGUUGGCCUGGCCGGGAGCUACAACCACGGGGACAUGCUGCUCCAGAUGGUCACUGAGCAUGAACAAGUCACGAUGAGCAACGGCCGCAAGUCUGUGCGGCGCAAGACACUUGUUGGGCUGGUGGCGCAGCAGUUCGAAGACGAGGACUGCAAGCUGGCCUUUGACAAACUGAGCAAUUCACAGAAGGACAAGUUUGCAGAAAAACAAAUGCGGAACUUGGACCUCGUUUCCCGCAUGAUCAAAGUUUGCGGCUGUGUGUUUGUGUUGAUGUUCGGCACCACGUGGAUGGCCUCCCAGCUGGUUUCUUCCAGCAGCCACCUAUCGGACUUGGUGUUGGGGUUCCUGGGCGUUUUCAGCAUCAGCUUCUGCCUCUUCGUGGCCGUCGCCUUCCAGCGCCUGAAGACAGUCAUGGCCGACUGGUGCAAGAACCUGCCGCUCUACCGGCUUUCCUUAAGCCUGUUCCAGAGCGACUGGGUCCGCGCACUGCUCGCCUUCGCCUUCAGCCCCUUGGUUCCCAUCGUGUUGGUUCUCUCCUGCAUGAACCAGAAGGUUCGCAAGUUUCGGGGCCUGCCAACGAUCACCUACGAGGCGGGUGAGAGCUCGGUCGCCUUCUCACCGGACACCGACGCGGAGCAGCUUUGGCUCACACAACGCGUCUCCUACCAGGUGGAAGCGAUGAGAGAAGACUGGGAAUGGAUCUCCAUCUUCAUGAAGAUGUAUGUUUUCGGCCUCUUGAUGCUGCUCUACGUGACCUUUCCCAUCCUCUUGAACAUCUUCCUCUCAUGGCUGAGCUCCUCGCUCCAGGGUUUCGACUUCGGUGUGGUCUGCCUCCUCAUCGUCGUAGCAGGCAUGUGCUGCUUCCUGCUGCCUCCGGUGCCGGGGGUGCCAGUCUACCUCUUUGCGGGCAUCAUCAUCGCCGACAAGUGUCCGCAGGGCUUCGAGGCGGGGGCCGCCAUCGCCAUCGGCGUGGGCUUCGUGCUGAAGCUGAUGGCCUGCGCCAUGCAGCAGAAGCUCAUUGGAGAAUGCCUCGGUGCAAAUCUCACCAUACGAACACAGGUCGGGAUCAAUACGCCCAUGAUUCGUGCCAUCGAGGCAGUGCUCCGCAAGCCGGGCAUGAGCAUCGGCAAGGUGUCGAUCCUCUGCGGUGGCCCUGACUGGCCGACCUCCGUGCUUGCGGGCAUCCUGCGCCUCUCUCUCUUCGAGUGCGAGCUCGGCACCUUGCCUAUCAUCUUCUUUGUGGCUGCUUGCUCCCUUUCGGGAUCCUUCUAUCUGAAGCAGAACGAGAGUGAGUUGUGGGACCGAGCGGCCACGUUCAUGAUGUCCGCCUCGGUGUUCUUGUGCAUGCUGCUGCAGAUCAUGGGCGCCUGGGCCAUCCAGACGCAGCUGGAUCAAAAUGAGUGGGAGUUGACGAAGCCCUUGGAGCAGAAUGUUGAGCUCGACUGGCUCGACUUCCGAUGGCGUGAGAUGUCACGAGCAGCCGCAGUGAGGUGGUCCGACACUCCAGUCUGGCUGAGAGUGGUGACCCUUUUCGGCAUCCUUCUUCAGGUGCUGGUGGGGCAGGUCUUCUACUGGAGGUCCUCUCUGUGUUUCGGCGAGUUCGAAGUCACGGACGACAUCAACUCCCUGCAAUGGUGGGUCGACGGCGAGUCGGGGCUGAUCCUUCUUCCAGGACUUGUCUGCUGCUGCCUGUCGAUAGGAGGCUGGGCCUUCUACUUCAUCCUCAGCUGCUGGCUGAAGAGACAGCAAGCCAAGCCUUUCGCAGACAUGGCGAAGCGACUUGAUGCCAUCGAAAAGCGAUGGAAGGACCAGCGCCGGGACCUCGCUGCGAAGCUCGCAGCUCUCGGCGCCUGCAGGGACAACUGGGAGGAAGUGGAGGAAGCCAACGAAGCGGCCCAAGAAAUGCUGAGGAACGCACGGGCGGUGGCCACCGAGUAG
Symbiodinium natans is the source of this 2547-nucleotide messenger RNA. The record is from the annotation of a GenBank genome assembly. Lineage: Eukaryota; Dinophyceae; Suessiales; Symbiodiniaceae.